AUGGCUUCACCACCCCACAUUCCGAAUCUGAACAUGCCGCGAAAGCGCGGGAGCAUAUCCUCCCUCAACGGCGCUCCAGCAAAGAAGCGCAAACCGUCACACCUCCGCAAUGCCUUCUCGCCAGAAUCAGAAGGCGUCGGCUCACCUCUGAGAUACUCGCGCUCUCCUUCGGUCGAUAGUGUAGCCACCACAUCGGUGAUCAACGGUGGAGGUGGAAAGAAGCGCAAGAAGAAGGGGGAUGGAGACAAUGCCAGCGUUGUGAGCAGCAGACGAGGAAAGGGCGCGGAUGGCGGCAGUGUUGUUGGCGGUGACGGCGCAGAUGGUGCAGAUGGUGGAGAGUACGAAGACGACGACGAUGAGGACGACAUGGGCGUAGAGAUGGACAUGGCAGUCGAGGAAGGUGGCAUGAGCGCUGAAGACCGGCGGAAUCAAGAGAAAGAACAUGAGCGCAUGCUCAUGGAAUUCAUGACGCCCCUCCAACUCGAACGCUACGCAACCUACCGCCGCAUCCGCCUCAAGCGCGAAACCGUCCGCAAGCUCGUCAACCAAACCCUCUCCCAAUCCGUCCCACAACCCGUCAUCAUCGCCGUAACGUCUUAUGCGAAAUCCUUCAUCGGCGACCUCAUCGACCGCGCCCUCACUGUCCGCGACGAAUGGACCCUCGCAUCCACACAUCUUCCCAACGGCGCCUUACCUCCCUCCGUCCUGAUGCAGUCCCUCCAGCGCCCAUCCGCACAUAUCAAGGACGAGCGCAAUCGUCCGACGAAUCAGGACAUAACGUCUGCCGGCAUGUAUCUGAAUCAGGUGGAUCGCACGGACACGCUGUGGAAGGAGAUCAACGAGGACGAAGGAUUGCAGGAGAGGUUGAAGCAGAGUAAUAAGGGUCCUUUGACGCCGGCACAUCUCAGAGAGGCGCUGAGGCGGUACAAGUUGGAUAGAGAUGGAGGGGGCGCCGGGUUCGCGGGGAUGAGUCUUGAGGGGGUGGAGAGGACGAUGGCGAGGACGGGAGGGAAGAGGUUAUUUCGAUAA
Molecule: messenger RNA, 1029 nt
Organism: Parastagonospora nodorum SN15
Lineage: Eukaryota; Fungi; Ascomycota; Dothideomycetes; Pleosporales; Phaeosphaeriaceae
Exons: 2
Coding region: 1-1029 (342 amino acids)
Biological process (GO): transcription initiation at RNA polymerase II promoter; RNA polymerase II preinitiation complex assembly
Cellular component (GO): nucleus; transcription factor TFIID complex
Molecular function (GO): protein heterodimerization activity; transcription coactivator activity
Source: RefSeq, a predicted model, not a curated record